UUUUUUGUUUAAUGUUCUCCAGUGACAUUUAGCGUCCUGUGAUAAAAUUAAAGGGUUCCAGUGCUCCUACUACGUGGGGAUCCGAGUGUUUGGAUUGGUGAAGGACAGGCCUGGGGCAAUGUCUAAUGACAAUGUAAUGACAGCCAAUUUCAGUGUAAUGCGGGUGUACUGUGCAAUGGGCCAUUUUUGCAUUAUAAGUAAUGGUAAUGUAAUGCAUUGCUUUUAGAAAACAUACUGAAAUGCACAUUACAUUCCAUUACUUCAAAUAUCUGAUGAUAUUCUGGAGGUUUAGAUUAAUUCAUUAUAUUAGUGAUUGACUUUUAGACCUUUAAUGAACACCUGAGGUAUAACACUUUCAAUGCGUGUCCAAACAUUGGUGAAUAUUUUGUGUGCUUAUGUUUACUAUAUAUUUAAAAUUCAUAAAUCAUUAUAAAGAAAUGAUUUCUCUGUCAUUUCUUUAAUAUUAAUAUAUUAUGUAAUGUGUAAUGUAUUGCACUCUCAAAUUACAUUUCAAAAUAGGGGUAAUAGUAAUGUCAUAUUUUCUAAGUAAUGGUUAUGUAAUGUAUUACAUUGCUAUGUAAUUGACCCCAGGCCUGGAGAAGGAACAACUAAAGCUUAUGUUUACGUCUUACAUAUAUGUUUAAUAUAGCCCUGGUACGAGCAGGGCUCGAACUCACAACCUCCUGGUCACGAAGAGAACGCUUCACCACUGAGCUACCACGACCUGAGGAUGUUAUAUCAUUAAGAGUCCCGUUUAAUAUAUAUUCUUUACUGUGAUGUAGAAUAAAAAAACCUUUCUACUAUACAGCAUGAAAAUAGCUUAUAGGCUGGUUGGUUGUAUAUUGUAAAAGUCCCGCUCGAGAAUUUUUCUCUUAUAUGGUCGCCAUCGUCGCUAAAGGGUUGCAUGCUCGGCGCUUACGGUCUUUGAACAGGGAGGAUCCUUUAUCGUGCCACAUCUGCUGUGACACGAGGUCUCGGUUUUUUUGCGAUCUCAUCCGAAGGACCGUCCCAUUUAGUCGCCUCUUACGACAAGUAAGGGGUAAUGAAGACCUUUUGUACCUCGGAUCUCCAUGGGAAAACAAUUAGUAUGAAAGAAAUGUCAAGGUCAGGAAUAUAUGGUAUAAUAUGUUUUUUCCCUUCUCAAUCUAUUUUUAAAUACUUUUUCCAUACUUUGACUUGCGUAUAUAUUUAUCUACAUGUACAUGACCUUGAUGUUGGGAGAGGGCUAAAAUAGGCUAUGCCUGCUGCCCAAUCCCUUUCACUUUUGGUGAAUAAAAUACUAUAAAUAUUUAUUCGGUAUAUACAUACAUACAAACAUACAUGCACAAAUACCAAGGAUAACCCAUGAAAGCUCAAAAGUUUAUUUCCAAUAGGGUCCUUUGAUACAAGGGGUCAUUUAUGUGGGAGGAAACCGGAGAACCCGGGGGAUAUCACGAGGAUUAAACUCGGGUCGCAGCGGUGAGAAGUGAGAGCGCUACCUCUGCGCUACCCGGACUACCCAGACAGCGUUUUAUCCAAUUAUAGACACCAAAUGUUCUUGUUUUUAAUUUAAAAUUUUAGAAUAUAAAGAUAAAUUUGAUGAGUUUCAAACAAUAAAUCAAUUAGGGAAAAUUUUAUCAUCGUUUUUGCUAAAUUGCACGUGCACCGUUACACUUAUUAUUAUAGCGUUAUACUUAUUAUCAUAGUUCAAUACUGCUUAUUACAUCACAGGUACUUAUAUCAGCUAAAGGAUAGAUUUUAAGCGCAAAAAGGUCAAAUUCAAUGCAAUCUGAUUCAAUAUCAAUCACUAUCAUCCAUCACAUCUGUAGAUAAUAAAAUUAUAUUUUGCAAAAUUUUCCGCAGACCUUCAUAUCAGGAGCAAAUAUUUCUGAUGCAAAUUUUCAUAAAAUGCAAGAAAUUCAGGAUUAUGUGGCCAUUAAAUUAUUCUAUUUUUUCAACAUAUCUGUUCGGAAUGUACGAUUGAUAUCACACUGUUCAUAUAGAUCCGUAUCGAAUGUCCAAUUGAUAUAAUUCUAUUUAAUACAAUAAAUUUCCAUAUCCCGCCAUGAGAUUUGGAGAGGUCUCUGCACUGGUCUUUCACUAGCUGCCAUCGGUAUUUCCUUAUGAAUGUACUUGUGGCAAGCUUACUUUCGUUUUACGUACGCCUGAACAAGGAUACGGCAUGGGGUCAUGGGUUGAAACCGGUCUCUGUGGUCGAUACCGUAAAUAAACACUACUUAUCCCGAUAAACUUCACGACACGGUCUCUCUGUUUAAACAUUUACGGCUCUGGUCACGAGUUUGAGAUGGCUGCUGUCGAAGGAAGAAUGCUUAAAAAUGCCUGGAGGGCCCCUGAAGACGUUUUUGGUUCAGGUGAGAAAUCUUUGAAAUCUCAAAUUCAGACUCAAACGAUGCCUUACGAUUUCUCCAUUGACAUAUGGAAUCAAGCUUGUGCCAUCGUAGAUGAUGUUUUAGACAUCAUUCUGACCGAGCUUCAGACACAAACGCAAAGGUCAUUUGAAGGUUUGACCAUCGAUAAAAGAUUCAUACGACAGGCAAGCGCAAGACAGGGAUUAAAAAUUGAAUUUCCGGAUGAAUUUGAUGCAAUUGUACCAUUCAAACUCUCUGACCGUCUUCAAAUACAGGAAGUACGACUUCAGGAUAGCAGCGGUCAAGUCGUCCCCGGACAGAUGCGCCUCCGCAUUCUCAAUAAUGCUGACUUGAAUAUCCUUGUUCCCAGGUUGAAUAGGUUAGGGGUAUUUGAGAUGGACCAGGGAACGUGCUUCAUUAAUACUAGAGUUCUACAAGAGCAAGUCUUCAAGUCUCUAAUGGACAAAACGUUGUCCAUAACCCGUGACAUCUUAAUGAGAAAGGGAUACACUGUCACGCGAGGAUCGAGACCCCCCACCAUGAAUAUCAACAUAUCCUCAACUCUGCCAUUUGCGAUAGACGUUGAUUUUGUUCCCAGUCUUGAUUUAGGACACGAAGCUGUAACAAUCCCCGAAUCCGUAACGACGCAUCCAGGAUCCAUAAAAUUCGACUUCCCAAGGUUCGGUCUCAUGAAAUGGGUCAACAAAGAUAAUCCGCAUAUCCGAGACGGCGACAAGCAUUUUAUCUGGCGAAAUUGCUCGUCAUCGUAUGAGAGAUAUAUGUUCGAUAUAUGCCUAGGAAAUAGAGAAAGACUUUACAUUGUCACGUCAUGUCGGGUUAUGAAAGCUGUUGUCAAAGCACUAAGAAAAAAACAGAACCACGCUGCCAAUUUGCUGACGUCAUACCAUCUGAAGACCGUCGCCAUGUACUGCAUCCUUCUGCUGACCGUUCCGUCGGUGGCGCCACCUGACCUCCACCUCGGUGGCGUUCGCGACGCCCUGGGCUACUUUCUGAAAUUUUUGAAAACCAUAUUCGAAAAGGAAACAUUGCCAGAAUUUUUCUUAGGAAACGAGUACUUGGAUAAGAUUUUCCCGAAAUCUUACUUCGCCAACGUACAUAGGAAAUACAACUUAUUUCACAAAGAAAACCUGCGUCAGGUCGAGUCAGCAAAGUAUUGUUUUGGCGAAAUGGAGAAAGCACUUGAUGGCUGCUAUACGUAUGGGAAUGUAAGAGAAUCUGUUAUCAGAUGUUUUGAAAAUCGAAUCUUGAAGAUGUAAAACACACCAGACUGUGGACACAUGGUGCAAUCUAGUCGUUGACUUUAAAUGGAAAAGAAGGGCAAUAAACUUGAAUAACUUUGAAUUAAGAUAUUCCUAAAUUGACAUUUGAACUUUUUGUUGAUUGAACACAGAAAUUAGAAUUAAUGUAUUAUAAUGUUAUGAAUUUAAAAAAAAUACCACAUCUUCAAUUUUUUAUAUUGAAUGUUUUUAUUUUUCUUGUCUCUCCAAUGUAUAAUGUGAGAGUCCCAUUAUUUUGGUAAAAUACAAAUAUUGUCAUGAUUUACCAUGCAAAUUAAUGCAUAAUAUAUUUUGGGAACCCAUUUCAUUAGUUGUAGUGUUUGCCUGGUUGCAUAUUUUAUUGUUUACAUAUUGUGUAAUCUUCAUGCAACAGAAAUUGUAUUUAAUCAUGUUUGUUCUUUAUCGUUUGUGCUAAAUAAAGGGGAUGGUCUUUUACGGUGGAUGUCAAAACAAUUUUAUUUUAUUUUUUAAAAGGAUAGGAGAUGUAAAGAUAUGUCUCGUUUAUUUUUCGAUUAAUUCACAAUAUUUGUUCAUGUUGCCUUCUCUUAUAUCAUGCGCUUUGUUUGUUGAUUGUUCGCACAGUAAUCGGGGAUGCUGCUUUGUAAUAUUUUUAAAAGGUUUUUCCUUUUUCUGCUAGAUUGUAUGAUUAUUUUAGUAAAUAUGUACAAUUCACUAACAACUUUACAGUAAUAAAUAAAACGUACUGAAAGUAUGGAAUAGCGCUAUG
Messenger RNA from Ostrea edulis (European flat oyster), 4373 nucleotides. RefSeq lists its product as uncharacterized. NCBI's taxonomy places the organism in Eukaryota, Metazoa, Mollusca, Bivalvia, Ostreida, Ostreidae. The record is from RefSeq and is a predicted model, not a curated record. Bases 2285 to 3625 code for a protein of 446 amino acids. The transcript has 2 exons.